Messenger RNA from Mya arenaria, 2149 nucleotides. Its product is annotated as snaclec coagulation factor IX-binding protein subunit A-like. The record is from RefSeq and is a predicted model, not a curated record. Gene Ontology annotation, molecular function: signaling receptor activity. Lineage: Eukaryota; Metazoa; Mollusca; Bivalvia; Myida; Myidae. The coding region runs from base 119 to 958 and encodes 279 amino acids. The transcript has 6 exons.
UAAUACAAUUUAUACCGACAAAAUAAUUAUAUAAAUACGUAAUUGUAUCGUAAGUGAUUAUUAUUUUAGAGUAGUUUGUGAUUGACAGUCCUGCGUUAUUGUUAACAAACAUAAAACAAUGCAUUUUGUUGUGGUUCUAUUACUUUUGCAAUGUAUGUGGAUAUCCACACUGGCAUGUCCUGAAGGAUGGAAGUACUAUACAUUGUCUGAAGACGUUCCAGGAAAUUGUUACAAGGCCUUUAACCUCAAGGUUUCCUGGGAGGAAGCUGAUAAGCAGUGCAAGAGCUAUCAUAAGAGCAAUUUGGUUGAUCUCAAAGACGCCAAGGAACAGGAUUAUGUAAAAGCGAUUGUAAAAGACAAUCUACUUCCGGCCCUAACCGGUAUAGGCGAUGGAGUUUGGCUCGGUGCAAGACAGAGGUUGGAAGACUGGCAGUGGGUUGGGGGACAGACCAUGGAUAUAGAUACUUUUAGCUGGUUGGCAGGAAACCCAGACAAUGGAGGAUGGCUUAAUGAACUUUCUGAUGAGGAUUGUUUGGAAAUGAAAAAGACAGGGCUGCUUAAUGACUACAAAUGCUUCGAGAAAAGGCCGUUUAUUUGCAAGAUGUCGAAUAUUGAGGUCUUAACCACUCGCGUAGUCUCGAAAAGAACAACAACUACAGAACGUGCUACUGAGAAGAACGCGCAUAUUGGUGCUAAGGCCGCAGUUGGAAUAGUUGCCGGCGUCAUUUGUGCACUUCUGAUUGUUAUCGUAGUUGCUGUCAUCAUUCGGAAGAGAAUGUUUCAACCGAACCUGUAUGACACCCCAAACGCUGUGUCACCAAGCAACAAGCACCUCUACGAUUCUCUCAGCACAAACAAGUUAGCUCGAAUCGAAGAGCUCAACAAGAAAUAUUCUUCAUCGAAACAAACCAGCGAGCCUGAUCACACAUAUGACUCAAUUGCUUUUUCGAUCCUUUAAAGUUGCACUCUCACAGAUGGACUUUUUGACAUAAUUUUUAUUUUUGUGCUGAAAUGAGCCAUUGUUUGCGUGAAUGUCUGGAAAUUAGUGACACAAAACGGAUGACUUAUUAUAAAAACGCAGUUUCCAUAUUCAUGGUUAAAACUUGAUGUUUUGCUAAAAACGUUGCUAACACUUUAGGGAAAUUGCGUUUUUCGGCCGUUUAUCGAACAAUUGAUAUCUGUUCCAUUGGUUUAUACUUAUUUAGUUUAGCUCGAUUGUGACGAAAGCUGACUCUCGAGUCUCUUUCCUGGGCAGAAACCAGUACUGUGUCCUACUCGAGAGGUCAUGAGAAAGUACCCCUGGGGGAUUGAACCCACAACCACUUGGCUGAGAGGCUAAAAAACAUUGAUAUAUCUGUAUUUAUUCAUCUAUUAAUGCAAUUAAUUGCUCACUAAUACACUUAUCAUCGUAUAUAUCAUUUACACUUACUCGUUUUUUUCUUCAAAAGUGUCUUCUUACUGACGUGAGAAACCGUUUUGCUAGGACGAACACCAAACAAAACACGAACAACUCGUACUGUGUCAAUUACUCAAAUCGCCAUAUAAGUUUUGUAAAAGAAUGUGUAUAUGUAUCUAUAUCAAUAUGUGUUGAAUGUGUGAUGUGUUAAAACUUUAAUUUAUCCAAAAGGAUGAAUGAUUAUCGAAAACAGUGGUUCUUAUGAAAGAUAUUGUAUUAAAUUUAAACGAAAGGUGCGGAAAACACAGUAUUUAAACCUUAUGAGACGAUAAUUGAUCACAGUAAAUAUUUUAGCACUCACCAGUAAUUUAAUAUUUGUGAGUUUUUAGCUAUUAAAUACUUUGUUACAAUAUUGUUAUCAGUAAUUAAUAUUUCCCAUAAAUGCAUUAUUUAUGAAGUUGCUAAAUGUUUAUCACUCAAAAAAAAUAAUUUUUAGACAUGUGUUUAUAUUGUAUUUUUUAAAUAAAAGUGUCACUUUAAGUAAAAAAGGGGAGAAUAGCCUUGUCUGAUGUACUAGUUUGGAUAUAUGGUCAUCCAUUAGUCAAUAUCUGACCAAAUUCGCAUAGUGCGUUCUCUUACUUGAACAUUUGUUAUUCAAUUCUUACUACAUUGGGUUAGAAUAUUUAAGUGAAUAUUAUCUAGAACAAAUUCGACUUGCUGCAAAAUAAAAUUUUUACUCUAAAGGUAACUAUA